Molecule: messenger RNA, 3243 nt
Organism: Oncorhynchus gorbuscha (pink salmon)
Lineage: Eukaryota; Metazoa; Chordata; Actinopteri; Salmoniformes; Salmonidae
Product: putative methyltransferase DDB_G0268948
Exons: 5
Coding region: 496-975 (159 amino acids)
Molecular function (GO): S-adenosylmethionine-dependent methyltransferase activity
Source: RefSeq, a predicted model, not a curated record
AGCCUGUUGUUGAUCUAUUGCUCAGUGAUCAGUUGGAAUAGGGUUUUUAUCUGAGUAAGAAGACCGAACUCAUCAGGCUUUUGUAUUUUCCCACAUCAAUCACAACAAGGAAAGCACCUCAUAGCAAAGCAAGUUCCUGAUCCCUCCCUCUCCCGUCCCAUCUCCAGGGGACUUCUUAUUGGUUCUGACACACCACACAGCUCUCUUUGACCCUAUGUAACCCUGGCUCCCUUCAUAAACAGCCUCAUUCGCAAACACACAUUCCCAUGAAGCCGCUGCGCCGCCCCUUCCUCUCUCUAUCUGGGGCCUGUCUCAUACUAGCCUGGCCAAGCACCUAGUGGUUACCCUGGAACUGGCCCUAUGAAGAAAGAGAAUCUCCUGCGAUGAAUGAGAUCCUUGUGAAGGAGCAGAUCAGUCUCUGUGUCUGUGUCUCUGCUGAGUCACUGCAAGCUGGAAGGAGCACUAGGCUAGCGGAGCAGACGACAGCAGAGCACCAUGACCUACCGGCUGUUUGAGGAGAAACACCAUGCCUCCAUCUACCAGAGGUACCGCUUUGUACCCCCAGAGGAGAUCAGAGACAUCAUCCUGCAUUACCUGGAAAGGAAGAAAGUCCAGCCUCAUGCCCUAGCUGUGGACCUGGGCUGUGGGACGGGGCAGAACUCACGCCUGAUGGCCCCACACUUCCAGGAAGUGGUGGGCAUUGACAUCAGCGAGUGCCAACUGGAGGAGGCCAGGGCAGUGACAGGGUUCAACAACAUCACCUACAGGAAAGGGACAGCUAAGGAGCUGCCGUUUCCGGAUGCUUCUGUGGACCUACUGACUGCAGCCUCAGCGGCCCAUUGGUUUGACCAGCAGCGGUUCCUCUUGGAGGCAGGCCGGGUCCUGAAGCCUUGCGGCUGCAUGGCUCUGCUUGGCUUUGCUGAUAACAACUGUAACAUUGGAUCAGAGAUAAAUACAAGUAUAUCAUCAGCAUAAAGUGAGAUUUUGUGUUUGAGAUGACCUCUUAUCACCUCUUUCACUACCUCACUGCUACGUAGAGCGCUGGCUAGUGGCUCCAUGGCUAUAGAAAAAAGGAGUGGAGACAUCGAACAGAACUUCCCAGUGGAACGUUGUAAAGGAAAAGUACUCAGAAAAGAAAGAUGCUGUUCAAUCUGAAGCCAGUGGAGAUUUGUAUAUUAUUUUAACCCAUGAAAUGAAUGCAUCUCCAAAACCAAAGCAUUUUAAUGCUUUGAUUAAAUAAUCCCCUUCUACGGUCAUGCUUUUUCUGCAUCCAUCAAAAUAAUUAUUUCUCUGUUUACAGAGGGUGGAGUAUAUAAAAUAUUAAACGGGUGUCUCAAAUUAAGAAAAUGGUGUCUGAUCGGGGUUGAUUUAUAGAAGUCUCAAGGCAAAGGGCUAGGGCUUUAGCUAAUAUUUUAGUCUACAUCGGAAGCGAGAGGCUUUUAGGAGGCACACUCGAGGGGGGAUCCUUAUGUUUUAGAAUGAUUUCUGUUGCGGCUUGGUAGAGAUUUCGUAUUAAAGGAGUGGGAGAAGGCUGAGGCUAAAAGCGGUAGCUGUUUAGCAAAUGUCUUAAAAAAUUCAGCUGAGAACCCAUCUGGUCCUAGUGCUUUGCUGUUCUUUAAAGACUGAGUUGAAACAUUUCUAAUGUGGUAAGUGGUUUUUCAAGAUCCAUUCUCACUUUGUUGUUUAGCUUUGGUAUUGGUAAAAUUCAGAGGAAAGCGUCUGUCAAUGGGGAAUCUCCAGUGUCUUCAGUGCAAUUAUAUGUGGUCCUUCUGUAGCUCAGUUGGUAGAGCAUGGCGCUUAUAACGCCAGGGUAGUGGGUUAGAUUCCCGGGACCACCCAUACGUAGAAUGUAUGCACAUAUGAUUAGCUUUGGAUAAAAGCGUCUGCUAAAUGGCAUAUAUUAUUAUUAUAACUUCAGACUCCAUUACGGCUCAUGUGGGGACAGACUUACUGACAUCUAUGAGGAGGUCACAAACAGAACUAAAAUUACAUUUGUUUUUAUGGUAACAAACCAAUGCCACUUCAUCGGUUUAGUGUGUCAUAUGUUUAUUUUCAGUGGGUUAUAAGUACAGUUGUUUUCAUGUAAAGAAUGCUUAUUUAUUCAGACGUGUAGAAUUGCAGGAAGUUAGCUGCAAAACAUCUCAUUUCUCUCAACACCUGUUAGAAAACCACUCACUGUGUCUUUGGCAUAAAAAUAAGUGUAAUUGUCUCGCUGAAAAUAAACCUCUAUCACAGGGUUAGGUUUUCAUAAGACUGAGGUGGGUUUUCCUUUAACUUUUUACCUGGGUUUUGCUCCUUUGAUAUAUUUUUUUAUCCUGAAAACUGAGGCGGCAGUAUCAUGUUAUGGGUAUGCUUGUCACAGAAGGGACUGGGGAACUUGUUAGGAUCAAAAGAUAUGUGAAUGGUGCAAUGCCAGGUAAAACCUUAGAGGAUAAGGUUGGUAGAAUCUUAUUCAAAAUUAUUCAUAGCUGUAAAGGGUAUGAAAGGUGCUUCGAUCCACCAAGUAUUGACUCUGGGGUGUGACUGAAGACAUAUGCAAUCAAUACAGCCUCAAUACAGUCAUUUGGAAAAUGUUCUAUAAUUUCUUUCACUUUCAAAAUGUGGAGUAGGUUGUGUAGAUCAAUAGAAAACAAUGAUCCUUUUUAGAUGUAAUUUUAAGGCAGCAAAAUGUGUGCAAGGGGUGUGUAGACUUUCACUAACGACUGUAUGCUAUCAAGCCAGUUGAAAACAUAAGAAUUGCAUUAUUGAAAUGUGACUUUAAGUGAAUAAUUACUCUUAAGAUCUCCCAUCGGCAAAGUUUUAAAUGAACAUAGACUUUCCUUCUGCAGAAAAUCCAUGAUUUUAUCCCGAUACCCACAAGCGCAGGAUCUGUCCACUCUCUCCGUCUGAAAGGAUCAUUGAUUGGGUGGUUUCUGACAAGACGUUUGGUGACAAUGUUGGUAGUAAACACUUUACUGCAACAAAAAAAUGCAUGGUUGACAUUUCAACUAGCCCUUUUAUGUACUUAUACAGUAAUUGUAAUGGCUUUCGUCGUCAGAUGAGGAAGAGUAGUCGGACCAAAGAACAGCGUGGUAAGUGUUCAUGUCUGUUUAUUGAACUGACCACUAAUACAAAAUACUAAAUGAAACCGAAACAGUCCCACAAGGUGCAAACACUAAACAGAAAAUAACUACCCACAAAACCCAUGUGGGAAAAAGCUACCUAAGUAGUAGGGUUCCCAAUCAGAGACAACGCUAGACAGCU